UCCCCAACGGCGCGUUGACGACGAUCACAGGGCCCAAUGGCACCUGGUUUUCCGUUCGGACGUUGCUCCAGCGACUUCGGCGCGAGUCAGAGCGUUGACAUCGACUGCCGAAGCGUGGACAAGGCACAGACUUACGCCUUGGCAGUGCUUCUGCCCAUCGGGAUGACGCGAGGUGCCCCGGUUUUAGGAGCCUCAUGCAAGCCACUCUGCUCUCCCCACGGGAAGACUUCGGUUCUGCAGCAUGGAGCUGGGGGUGAACCAUCAGGAAAGCUCAAUUGCCGACCCGAUGAGAUGAGAACGGGCCUUUGGGCAGUGUAGGUAUAUAAGGGCUGGCAUGGUCAACAUUUGUAUAGAACAAGGCACUAUCAACUUGUCCAUUCAGCACUAUGGCAGCCCUUCUCUCAGCACUUGCAGUUCUGACUGUUGUCAAUGCUCAGGCAUAUGACUCUGGCUCAAGGUCCGAAGAUGCGUUCUCAUAUGUUCAGCCUCUGAACACAACCAUCUUGGGCGACCGCGGUCACUCACCGGCUGUCUACCCUUCCCCCAACAUCACCGCUGAUGCUACUGGCGGUUGGGAAGAAGCCGUUGUCAAGGCCCGUGCCUUUGUUGACCAGCUCACUCUCGAGGAGAAGGCCGACAUGGUCACCGGUCAGGCCGGACCUUGCGUGGGCAACAUCGUCGCUAUCCCUCGUCUUGGUUUCCAAGGUCUUUGCUUGCAAGAUGGUCCUCUGGCUAUUCGUGUCGCAGAUUAUGCCAGCGUUUUCUCUGCCGGUGUUUCCGCCGCCGCAUCAUGGGAUAGAGCCCUGUUGCACGAGCGUGGUUACGCCAUGGGUCAGGAGUUCAGGGCCAAGGGCGCUCACGUUGCGCUCAGCCCCGUUGCUGGACCCCUGGGUCGCUCUGCCUAUGCUGGCCGCAACUGGGAAGGUUUCGCUGCCGACCCCUACCUCACUGGUGUUGCCAUGGAGCAGACCAUUCUUGGUCACCAGGAUGCUGGUGUCCAGGCCACUGCAAAGCACUUCAUCGCAAAUGAGCAGGAGACUGCCCGCAACCCAGUCUACACUGUGAACGGCACAACUACCGAUACUGAUAUCGCUGCCCUGUCGUCUAACCUCGACGACCGCACUAUGCACGAGCUCUACCUUUGGCCUUUCGCCAACGCCGUCAAGGCCAAGGCUGCUUCAUUCAUGUGCAGCUACCAGCGCAUCAACGGUUCAUACGGCUGCCAGAAUUCUGCUACUCAGAAUGGCCUGCUAAAGACUGAGCUUGGCUUCCAAGGUUACAUCAUGUCCGAUUGGGGUGCGGUUCACAGCGGUGUUGCUUCUAUCGAGGCUGGGCUCGACAUGAACAUGCCUGGUGGUCUUGGAUCCUAUGGAAUGGCCUUCGGCGCCCCCUCUUACUUUGGUGGCAACGUCACCAUUGCUGUCAACAACGGCACUCUUGACGUCAACCGUGUCGACGACAUGAUCGUCCGCAUCAUGACUCCGUACUACUGGCUCGGUCAGGAUAAGGACUUCCCUACCGUUGACCCCAGCGGUGCUGACCUGAACACCUUCUCUCCUUACAAGACCUGGACUCGCGAGUUCAACUUGACUGGCGAGCGUAGCCGUGACGUCCGUGGCGACCAUGGCAAGCUCAUCCGCAAGCACGGUUCUGCCGGUACCGUCCUUCUCAAGAACAAUGGUGCUCUUCCCCUCAACAGCCCCCGCAACAUUGCUGUGUUCGGUAACGAUGCUGCCGAGCCAAUGAAGCAACUGAACCAGGAUAACUACGAGUACGGAACUCUUCUUGCUGGUGGUGGCUCUGGUACUGGUCAGGUCACCUCCCUUGUUACUCCUCUGCGUGCGAUCCAGGAGCGCGCCGCCGCGAACGGUACCCACAUCGUCCAGUACUUCCUCAACAACACCGAGAUUAUCUCGAAGGAUCUGGAUGAUCUUUGGAUUGGCGACAUUCCCGAAGUCUGCAUCGUCAUGCUCAAGACUUGGGCUGAGGAGGCUGAGGACCGCGAGCACCUCAGUGUCGACUGGAACGGUAACGAGGUUGUUGAGAACGUCGCCUCCAAGUGCAACAACACUGUCGUUGUCACUCACUCCUCUGGUAUCAACACUCUGCCCUGGGCUGAUCACGAGAACGUCACCGCUAUCGUCGCUGCUCACUACCCUGGUGAGCAGUCUGGCUACUCGCUGACCGACAUUCUCUAUGGAGAUGUUAACCCCAGCGGUCACCUGCCCUACACUAUUGCACUCAACGGUACCGACUACAACGCUCCUCCCACUACUGCCAUCAACACCACCGGAUACUUUGACUGGCAAUCCUGGUUUGACGAGAAGCUCGAGAUUGACUACCGCUACUUCGAUGCCAAGAACAUCUCUGUACGCUACGAGUUUGGCUUCGGUCUCUCCUACACCACUUUCAACAUCUCCGACGUCACUGCCGAGCCUCUUGAGGCCAACAUCACUUCUCACCCCGAGGAGCGCCAGAUCAUGCCCGGUGGUAACCCCGCCCUCUGGGAGUCUAUCUACAACGUCACCAUCUCGCUCGCCAACACUGGUGACGUCGCCGGUGCCGGUGUUCCCCAGCUCUACAUUGGCUUUCCCGAGAGCACGCCUGCUGGUACACCUCCCAAGCAGCUCCGUGGCUUCGAGAAGGUCUACCUCGAGGCUGGCGAGAGCCAGACUGUUUCCUUUGAGCUGAUGCGCCGUGAUCUGUCCUACUGGGACAUCAUCAGCCAGCAGUGGGUCAUCCCCGAGGGCGAGUUCUCGUUCUACCUGGGCUUCAGCAGCAGGGAUAUUGUUGCGACGGAGAAGGUCACCGUUCUCGGUGCAUAAAUGAACGCAUCUCAUGAUAUUAUUAGAUAAUGACUGCAUGAUAAUCAAUUCAUAAUACUUC
Boeremia exigua is the source of this 2886-nucleotide messenger RNA. Its product is annotated as glycoside hydrolase superfamily. Gene Ontology annotation, biological process: glucan catabolic process. The record is from RefSeq and is a predicted model, not a curated record. NCBI's taxonomy places the organism in Eukaryota, Fungi, Ascomycota, Dothideomycetes, Pleosporales, Didymellaceae. The coding region runs from base 387 to 2825 and encodes 812 amino acids. The transcript is spliced from 2 exons. Gene Ontology annotation, molecular function: beta-glucosidase activity.